Arachis stenosperma is the source of this 1076-nucleotide messenger RNA. Its product is annotated as UMP-CMP kinase 3-like. Lineage: Eukaryota; Viridiplantae; Streptophyta; Magnoliopsida; Fabales; Fabaceae. The record is from RefSeq and is a predicted model, not a curated record. Gene Ontology annotation, molecular function: ATP binding; UMP kinase activity. Gene Ontology annotation, biological process: CDP biosynthetic process; 'de novo' pyrimidine nucleobase biosynthetic process; UDP biosynthetic process. The transcript has 9 exons. The coding region runs from base 77 to 691 and encodes 204 amino acids. Gene Ontology annotation, cellular component: cytoplasm; nucleus.
UUCAAUAGUAGCAAUGACUUGUAUCCUCUUUGCAAUUUCUCAUCUUUCCCUAAACGAUACUACUAAAUAGGCAAUCAUGGAAACAGCUGAUGAAGCUCGAAACCAGGGUUCAAGUGUAAGCAUUUUAGAGAAAAAUCCUAAAGUUGUUUUUGUGUUAGGUGGCCCAGGCAGUGGGAAAGGAACACAAUGUACAAACAUUGCCAAACUGUUUGGUUAUACUCACCUCAGUGCUGGAGAUCUUCUGCGAGCAGAGUCCGAAUCUGAUUCGGAAAAUGAAAUAAUGAUCAAGAAUGUGAUGAAAGAAGGGAAAAUUGUUCCUUCAGAGGUGACAGUGAAGCUUCUGCAACAAGCAAUGUGGAAAAUUGGCAAUGACAAAUUUCUCAUUGAUGGCUUUCCUCUUAACGACGAAAAUCGGGCAGCAUUUGAGAAUGUGACUGGAAUAGAGCCAGCUUUUGUUCUGUAUUUCGAUUGUCCCGUGGAAGAGAUGGAGCGGCGUCUUCUUAAUAGGAACCAAGCAAGAGAGGAUGACAAUAUUGAAACAAUAAAGAAGCGAUUUAAGGUUUUCUUGGAGUCUAAUCCACCCGUGAUUUCUUAUUAUGGCGAGAAAGGAAAAGUUCGCAAGAUUGAUGCAGCAAGGUCGAUUGAUCAGGUUUUUGAGUCAGUCAAGACAAUUUUCGAAGCACAAGAUUAAAUGGAUACACAUGUGAUCAGCAAGGUGGUGGGUGUCGGAUACAGAAAGAAAAUGCAGGAUGAUAGUGCCCUGAGAAUGAAAUUAUUAUUGCUAAGAAUUCGCACAAUUGAUCAAUGAUGAAACGUAGUAAUUAGUAUGGUUGGCUGACUUCAAUUCUAUGGUAUUUCAUGGUUGACUGAUUUUUAGCAUGCUUGUGUUUCUACUUGAAUAACAUAUCAAUGCUUUUUCUUAUAUGUAUAAAGAGCAGGGGAAAAAUAAAAAAUAUAAAACAUUAACGCCCACCGUGGGGCUCGAACCCACGACCACAAGGUUAAGAGCCUUGCGCUCUACCAACUGAGCUAGACGGGCUUUUGAUAUUAAAAAUUCAAAACUUCUGAAAAGUCUC